This is a messenger RNA of Trypanosoma brucei brucei TREU927, 3729 nucleotides long. RefSeq names its product receptor-type adenylate cyclase GRESAG 4, putative. Gene Ontology annotation, biological process: intracellular signal transduction; cyclic nucleotide biosynthetic process. Lineage: Eukaryota; Euglenozoa; Kinetoplastea; Trypanosomatida; Trypanosomatidae. The transcript has a single exon. Bases 1 to 3729 code for a protein of 1242 amino acids. The record is from RefSeq and is a predicted model, not a curated record.
AUGCACGAAUCGACAGUGGGACGCAGGGCACAGCAGCGUCGUCGUUUCUCCACUCGUCCAGGAACCGAGGGAAGCGUUGGGACUGGUUCUGUCGGCCACUUACGUAUUUUCCCGGGAGUAAUGUUGCACCUGUGGAUACUCCUGUCGUUGUGCGUCCCCUGUUCACUGGCGCAAGGGGGGCAUGAGGUGAGGAUGACUGUGAAAGUUUUGUCCCUUAUGUUUAAUUCCGCAGGCGCCACUGUUGACAUCAUAAAUUCUUUGAAUGUGGGGUUUAACGCUUCCUUGGCCGCGCAAAAUUGGACUGUAGUGCCAGGGAUUGACGUCACGGUUAUUAGGCCUCCUUCAUAUAACGUCUCCGCAGCAGAAUACUUGGAGAAUUAUGUGAAAAACGCAGACGACAGUGAAAGUUUGCUGGUUGUGUUCGGUCCGAUGGGGGAGGGAAACAUAAGGAAAUCUUACAAGGUGUUGAAAGAGCACAACCUUGUAGCCUUCGCUCCGCUAACAGAGUUGACAGAAUCCCGCAAGUUUUUGCCGAACUUAUACUUCUUGCGACCUGAACCAAGCGCUGAGCUGGUAGCCCUUAUCCGCUAUGCUGUUAAUCACAUGCGCGUGCUGCGGUUGGGUUUUAUGUACACUGAAAGCCUGGCGGGGGCGCCAUCAGCGCAUUCUCGAGCAACAGAGUUAAUGUCCCAACUAGGGUACGAGCUUUGUUGUCUGUUCACUGUGCCAAAUGAUGUUGAAGAAACUGCCUCCGGUGAGGCGUUCGAAGCAGAGUGGGAAAAGUUUGCCCAGAAUCUUCCACAGGCCGCCAUUAUGUUCACUCGGAUAAACGACUAUACCAAACAAAUUGUCGGGAGGUUAGUGUCCGACCAACGGACCGCGACUACUGUUCUGCUUGCGCCCUCUUUGCUUCAGAAGUCACUCGUUGCUGUAUGGAGGCAGGCCCUGGAAGCGAGCAAUGUAUCGUUUGUACCUCAUCGUUUGAUCCAAACUGGCACAAAUCCGCUUGCCAAGACAACUUACUUCGGAGCAAUCAGACGCUUCCAGAAUGAGGCAAGGGAUUACUUAACGCGGCAUCCGGAAUGGUCAGGUCUCAGCGACUCGAAUCACUUCCUCACCAACGAUGUAGAUGGGGAACUAAUGGUGUACGGAUGGAUUGCGGGUGAGGUACUUAUGCGUGCUCUUAGGAGCAACACAAAAUUGGGCGACCGUAUUUCGUUCAUAAACUCAUUGUACGACCAACGCCGUUACGUGAUCGAUGAUCUUGUAAUUGGAGACUUCGGUGGUGAAUGUGCCACAGGUGCCGCCGCUCAGGGUGCCGUCUGCGACUGCAACCGCGGUGGCAAAAAGGUGUUUAUGAAAGAAGUUGUUAAAGGUUAUCACUUCCAACAUGUCCUUCCAGGGAUUUUCUCAACGAGCCGAGACCACUGUUAUUCUAAUGCCAUCCAACUGCACCCUCCGCUUAGUGGAGUCAUCAUGAGGAUGGCCGACAACCUCACGAUGCUCAGGGCCGCGCUGGAGUUUUAUCAUGGCAUAUCUUCCACAGCCUCACUUUUGAAUGUCGGCGAACUCAACAGACUUAUUAUGCUUCAGGUUGGCAGCACCACAGAACAAUCCAUGAAUGAUCUUGUUGAGCUGCGAAAAAACAGUAUCAUCACAGCGGUGUUUGGGGUUGUGGUCGAGGAAAUGUUAACCGUGAAAAAUUUAACCUUCAUCGAUCCCAUUGUCAUGGAUCCUCGUUUGAACAAGUUCAGAAGUAAUGUAAUCCACCUAUCGCCAACAUUGGAACAACAACUGUACGUGCUUGUGAGCUAUUUGUCCAAGAACCGCCAAGGACCGGUUCAUUUGGCUGUCUAUAGUCGAGAAGGUGCUGAGAUAGCGGAGGUAUUGACGAGGACGCUAGUGACAUUUCGCGCAAAUCUCUCCUCCAGUAAAAUAUUUAGGGACGUGGGCGAGCUGGAGAAAUACCUCCCAGCAAAAGGCGAUGUGUUUCUUCUUGGUAUUGGCAGCGGUAAUAUUCCGAUAGUCAAAGAGUACCUCCGUACUCAUCAAGAUGUGCGUAUUUUCGUCCAGUUUUCCGAGGUAAUGCUGAUGUACGACGAAUUCGUUGGGGUUUUCAACGGUAGCGCGGGUGCGGAGCGUGUUCUUUUCGCAACCAACCUUCCCCACUGGGGCGACACCGAUUCAAAAUCGAAAACAGUUCGAAAGUUCCACAAAGUUGUGAAACCGCCUCACCGAACCCCUUUGGCCCUACUAGGUUUUGCCACUGAGCGGCUUAUGCAGCGAAAUAUCCGUCGAAUGGAAAAGGUGACCUCCCAACUGUUGGUCGACCUCUUCUUUGAGGAAGCCUCAAUCACUGUUGACGACAUGCGGUAUGGCACCUACGACAGAGAAAGUUGCCUGAUUUCAGGUUUUGCCGCGGCGGCCAAUUGCAUCUCGAAUUUUGGUGCUACGAACAUAUCCGUGUGGUCCAUGGCGCGUGUGAUGAAUUCAAGUGUGCCAGUGUUGCAAGAUCCGGUUACGCCACAAAUGUUUUACGUGGACCCCAACGCAAAUGGCCUUACAGCGGCGCAACUAGCAGGUGCUAUUGCUGGGUCUGUUCUCCUUUUUUUUGUGCUGCUCUUUAUUGCGGUGCCGUUGUACUUCGCAACUCGGAGCGGGCGCGACAAUGACAACGCCCCGAAAGAACUAACAGCCCCCGUUACCAUUGUUUUCACGGAUAUUGAGGGCAGCACGGCGCAGUGGGCAGCACACCCUGAGCAAAUGCCCGACGCCGUAGCCACGCAUCAUCGUUUGAUCCGCUCCCUUAUUGUGCAGUACCGCUGCUACGAGGUGAAGACCAUCGGGGACUCGUUUAUGAUCGCGUGUAGGAGCCCUCUUGCGGCUGUACAACUUGCGUGCAACUUGCAGCGAUCAUUCCUCCUUCACAACUGGAGAACCACACUGUUUGACCAAUCCUACCGGCAGUUUGAGGAACAGAGAGCUGAGGUGGAAAAUGAUUAUGUUCCACCAACUGCUCACCUCGCCGAUGAGGCGUACAGCCAAAUGUGGAACGGGCUGCGUGUACGUGUUGGAAUCCACACGGGGUUAUGCGAUAUCCGACACGAUGAAGUGACGAAGGGUUAUGACUACUAUGGGCGCACAACUAACAUGGCUGCGCGGACAGAGAGUGUCACCAACGGUGGGCAGGUGCUUCUGACUCGGGCCACUUAUCUUGCGAUGAGCGGCAUGGAACGUGAGCAAUUUGACGUAACCGCCCUCGGUGCCUUACCACUGCGUGGCGUACCGGAGCCAGUUGAGAUGUACCAGCUGAAUACAGUAGCUGGUCGACAGUUCGCAGCACUUCGUCUCGACAGGGAUGUUGACGUGCUGAAUGACGGUACAGACGGCUCGGUACUCUCUACCAGUGAUCACAGUUCUUCACGUGCGGAGUUGAGUGAGUCUUCCCAAGUUAUAGUGACCUCCUUGAACGCUUUACUCGGUACUUUCGCGCGUGCUCAGCGGCAAAAGGCGCUUUUACCCUUCUGUGAGCGCUGGCGUGUGGUGUUGCCGCGCAAGCCACCUGCCAUUUGGGAUGACAGCUACUACCAGGAGGUCAUACGGCGCAUCGCAGUGAAGGUUGGGCACGUUGUGGAUUACUGCGCGUCGAGUGGCGCUGAUCAUACGUUCAGUACGCUAACGAGCGCCUCGCUGAUUGUCAUUACCCAGCCACGCGGUUCUUCCUCUUAA